CUUAUCCCCCUUUCCAUGCUGCUGAAGUUGGCCCCGCUUCUGGUCGCGCUGCCGGCGUCUGCCCUGCCGGCGGAAACCGUCCACGACAUCAACCCGACCGCUCGCAGCACCACAUUUGCGCCCAAGCCCAACCCUCCCGUGCCCGACGUGGUCGACGACCCCGCCUGGCUGAUUGCCACUUCUGGCUUCUGUUCGAAUCUCAAUGUCGUGAUGAAGGAGCGCGACGUCGAGGCGAGCGAGACGGAGGGCGAUACGGCGGCGCACUUCAUGGCCGACAUCGAGUUCAACUACUACCCGCAGGCGGCGGUCAAGUUCACCGACUUCCCGCACCACCUCGCGAAGACCAUCGAGGGCGACGCAGCAGAGGCGGACGCGCUGGUCUCGAGCGCGUGGGAUCACAAGAACAUCGCGUUGCUCGAGCCGACGUCGACGUGCAGCUCUGACCAACAGGCCGACCAAGCGUGGGGCAUCUCCGUCUUCAAGGUGGAGGAGCACCGCCACUGCAUGGACGGCGAGACCGCGUGGGAGGGGCAUCCCUGCGUCCACUACUCCGGCUACGUCUCGGCAGCUACGUCCAACUUUGUCAACGUGAACGAGGGGCGAUUUGUCUGCCAGCUGUUCGUCGAUUCGAUUGUGGAUGAGGCGAUCGAAGCGGGUGUCUAUGUCGCGCUUGCAGCUCUCAUCGAGCCUCACAAGACGUGUGAUUUGUGGAACCUUGGGCCUUGCGUGACAGACGGGAAGAACAAAAUGAAGGACGUCAUUCGCAAGUUGCAGCAUGAGGUUCGCCAGCUUCCUACCUGCGACAAACGUGGCGAAGGCCUAGUCAAGUCCGUGAUGGAUUUGGUGUGUUCCGUCGACUCUGUUUUGGACCAGUGGAAAAAUGCCGUGUGCGAUGUGUGCCACUCGUAUUGCGAUCGCGAGGCGCGCGAAGGGGGCAAAUCGGCCCGCUGCGGCACCGCUGGCAACGCCUUCGAGAGGGAGUUGCUCGACUGCCACAUCGGGUGCUAGAACGAUACUCGAGUACAGUUCCGGACGGGCAUUAAGAACUGCGGCGCUCGUAGCCCAGGCUCAGGUUCUUAGCUAUGUCGAAGGCAGGCCGGCACGCGAGCCUCAGGUUCUUAGGGGGGGGGGGGGGGGGUCAUACGACCGUUGCACGUGCUCUCUCUCGACGACUACGGGCACAACGAGGUGCCCAACGCGUGGGUCUUGCUGGAGGCUGUGUAGGAUAGAUAGGCCGAUAGGCCAGGACAGGGUAGUCCUGCCUACGCACGCGCUGCGCAUCAGCGUGUGCUGUAGAUGCGCAUCAGCGUGUGCUGUACCGGGUCGUGGGUUCGAGAUGGGUGUCCGACCUAGCCUUAGCCCAGGCUCAGGUUCUUAGCUAGAUUGGCGACAAUCCGCCAAAAUGUAAGCCUCAGGUUCUU
This is a messenger RNA of Emiliania huxleyi CCMP1516, 1421 nucleotides long. RefSeq lists its product as hypothetical. Bases 16 to 1008 code for a protein of 330 amino acids. The record is from RefSeq and is a predicted model, not a curated record. The transcript is spliced from 2 exons. NCBI's taxonomy places the organism in Eukaryota, Haptophyta, Isochrysidales, Noelaerhabdaceae.